Amborella trichopoda is the source of this 804-nucleotide messenger RNA. The record is from RefSeq and is a predicted model, not a curated record. Lineage: Eukaryota; Viridiplantae; Streptophyta; Magnoliopsida; Amborellales; Amborellaceae.
AUGAGAGGAACCUGCAGGUCAAAAUUCCAGCAAUGGUGCACAGAUCAAUUCCGUAGAAAAAAUUUGGAGGAAUUGGGUUUCUUGAAAAAGCAAGAAAUUGACAAGGAUGGCCUGGAAUCGGAUCCCAAAAAGAGUGAAAUCCUCCAUGAAUGCUUCUUAGUUUACCGUCGUGGCCAAUGGAAGAAGAAGACGGAAGUGAAGAGGGAGGCGAGAGCUAUUGUGACAGCUGCUAAUUCUGGCAAACCCCAAGAAGGUGAAAUCAUUUCAAAGUGCCAUGAUUCAAAGAAGAGGAAGCUUCUCAUUGGAGUCUCUGCAGCUAAUAAAUCAGAGGAGGAGGAAGUAUCACAAGAGGAUGUUCAAGUUUCUGGAAUUGGGUGUGUGAUUUCGGUGGGCUUCUUGAAACUAUCUGUUAAUAAAAGACCAAAAAUCAGCAGAAUUCUAGCCAAUUUCUCGCUGGAAAGGCAAGGGAGCCAUAUAUGCACUAAGUGUAACCAAUGGUUCAAUUCAGGUCAGGCUUUAGGUGGCCAUAUGAAGAAACAUUUUGUUAGAAAGAAGCAUAUAGCCAAGUUGAAAGCUCAUCAUUCUUCAAAGUGGUUGACAAUGGGUUCUCAAGUUGAAUUGGGAGGAGAGAGAAAGAAUGGGGGAGAACAGAGAAGGGAUGAAGAUAGAAUGGGGAUUAUGGAUCUUAAUGGGGUGAUGCCUAUUGAAGAUGAAGAUUUGAAAUUUGCUAUAAGUAUGUUGGAGGUGGUGCCUGCUUAUGCUGGUUAUGUGAGAUCUAGACUUUUCAUGAUCUCCGAGGCAUAA